Messenger RNA from Clunio marinus, 742 nucleotides. NCBI's taxonomy places the organism in Eukaryota, Metazoa, Arthropoda, Insecta, Diptera, Chironomidae. The record is from the annotation of a GenBank genome assembly.
UGACCACGCUGUCAACAAUAAAUUUGAAUGAAUUUGUUCAACAAGAAUCUUAAAUUCUCUGAUUUUUCUUACCUGCUUCGGAGAAUUUAAUAAAGAAAAUUGAAAUAAACUAAAAUUUAGAUAAUUUGAAUCUUAAUCAAUUAUCAUGAACAAUAAAAGUAAAAAAAAAAGAGAAUAUUAUCAUAAAAAUAAAAGCGCAAAUAAAAAAGAAGUUAAGCUUCCUGUGAAAAAUUUAUCACCACAAAAUGUUCCUAACCAGAUUUCUAGCGAUUCAGAAGAUGAAGCUCCUGACUUUAAUUACCUUCUUAAACUUCCUCCAUCAACUGGCUCACAUUUCCUGUUAAAAUCGGAGCAAGAAAAAUUCACUCAGGAAUUAACGUCGACAGAGUUCUCAAAGUAUUUCAAUUUAGACACAAAAAUUCUAAAUCUUUGCUUGAUGUCAAUUCCGUUUUAUGAAAGACAUGACAACGUGAAGAUCGAGUGGACUUCAGAAGAGAAAAACAGAAUGAAAAAUGAAGCAAAAGUUAAUGAAGAACUAUAUCGAGAUGCAAUGGAAAGUAAUAUUUUUGAUACUGUUAACAAUCAGAAAACUGAUAUUGAAAUCAAAUUAGAAAAUCUCGAAUUAUCAAAAAAGCCUCCGAAGAAUUCAUCAGAAAAUGAAAAUGCGACAAGUUCAACAAAAGCCGAUGAAAAGGAUCAAAAUUCAAUUCAAAAGUGGCUUGAUGACAUUCUAGACAUUUGA